This is a messenger RNA of Conger conger (European conger), 3080 nucleotides long. Its product is annotated as plasminogen-like. The coding region runs from base 75 to 2516 and encodes 813 amino acids. Gene Ontology annotation, molecular function: serine-type endopeptidase activity; signaling receptor binding. The transcript has 19 exons. Gene Ontology annotation, cellular component: extrinsic component of plasma membrane. Gene Ontology annotation, biological process: proteolysis. The record is from RefSeq and is a predicted model, not a curated record. Lineage: Eukaryota; Metazoa; Chordata; Actinopteri; Anguilliformes; Congridae.
GACUGGUGUCCAUCUCAUUAUUUGCCUGACUGUCUUGACUAACAAAAGCACAUAACACAGUACAGGAAGGCUGUAUGCUCUGCCCUGCCUGCCAGUGGCACAUCAUGAAACUCUACAUAAGUCUCCUACUCUGCAACCUCCUAUCUGCUGUGCUUGCAGGGGCAUUGGAUGAAUACAACAAGAUAGAAGGAGCAUGGAUCUUCUCGUUAAAGAAAAUACAACAUACUGAGGCCACAGUUCUUGAAUGUGCCACUUAUUGUGAGAAGGAAUCAACUUUCACUUGCAGGUCUUUCAUGUACUCUGAGAAGGAUCAGGAAUGUGUGAUUAUCCCAGAAAACUCGCAAACAGACACAUUGAAGAGAAGGAGAGGCACAGCCUUGUAUGAAAAGAAGGAUUUUAUAAGAACGUGCAGGGAAGGCACUGGAACGGAUUACAGAGGGACGAAAUCCAGAACAAAGUCAGGGAAGACAUGCCAGAAAUGGGCAGCAACCUUCCCACAUGUUCCCAACAUGACACCGGAAAAGUUUCCCGCAGCCGGCCUGGACUCCAACUUCUGCAGGAACCCAGACGGAGACGCCUCUGGGCCCUGGUGUUACACAACCAACAGCAGUAAGAGAUGGGAAUCCUGCGAUAUCCCUGACUGCAACGAGGAAUGCAUACAGUGCAGUGGGGAGGACUACAGAGGCAAAGUCUCCAAAACAGAGAGCGGCUUCACCUGCCAGCGCUGGGACUCCCAGAAACCACACACCCACGGCUACCUCCCACAAGUCCUCCCUGAUAAAUACCUGGAGGAGAACUUCUGCAGGAAUCCGGAUGGGGAGCCCAGGCCGUGGUGUUUCACCACGAGUCCCACCAAGCGCUGGGACUUCUGCUCAAUCCCCCGCUGCACCUCUGAACCUCCCACGAUCAUGGAGGAGCUGACCUGUGCCACCGGGGAUGGCAGUGCCUACAGGGGAACCAUCUCCGAGACAGAAUCGGGGAAGACCUGCCAGGUCUGGGCCUCUCAGGAUCCACACAAGCAUUCCAGGACACCAGAGAACUACCCGUGCAAGGGGCUUAAAUCAAAUUACUGCAGAAAUCCUGACAAUGAGAGAAUGCCUUGGUGCUACACGACGGACCCCGGCACUCGAUGGGAGUACUGCAAGGUGCCGACCUGUGGAAAUCAGCCUGUCCCAGAUGAUCCAGGCACCGGUUCACAGUUGGACUGUUACGAGGGCAACGGUCAGUCUUACCGUGGGGUCACAACUGAGACCAUCAGUGGGAAGAAAUGCCAAGCGUGGAGCUCCAUGUUGCCACACAGACACGACAAGUUGCCAAAGUCCUUCCCCGAUGCAGACCUGAGGAUGAAUCUGUGCAGGAACCCAGACGGUGACGUUGCCCCAUGGUGUUACACUACUGACCCCUCUGUCCGAUGGGAGUACUGCAAGGUGGACAAGUGUGCGACCAAACCCAAGCCUGACACCGAAACCGUCACUAAGCCAGACCCAAAACCCACAGAAGCCACCACAACCCCUGAAGCCAAAGACUGCAAGACUGGCAACGGAGCUGAUUACAGAGGCCCCACAUCCAUGACUGCACUGGGUGUGACCUGCCAGGCUUGGAGUGCCAUGACCCCCCAUUCCCACAGGAGCUUCACCCCCACAUCGCACCCAGACAAGGGCCUGGAAUCCAACCAAUGCAGAAACCCUGACGGCGAUGUGAACGGACCAUGGUGCUACACGAUGGACCCCACCAAAAAAUGGGACUACUGCCAAAUCCAAGAUUGCUCCGGUCUGAAGUGCGGACAGGCCAAGGUGAAGCCUGGGAAGUGCUAUAGCCGAAUCGUUGGAGGAUGUGAAUCCAAGCCCCACUCCUGGCCCUGGCAAAUCAGCCUCCGAACAAACUCCCACCAGCACUUCUGCGGAGGGACACUGAUCAAGCCACAGUGGGUGGUGACUGCUGCACAUUGCCUGGAGAAAUCAACUCGUCCAACUGCCUACAAGGUGUAUCUUGGAACACACACAGAGAAAGCCGAUGAGGCAUCAAAGCAAGUACGAGACGUCACAAAGUUGAUUCUGGAACCCAGAAAAUUAGAUAUUGCGCUGCUCAAACUAGACAGCCCCGCCAUCAUAAAUGACAUGGUGAUGCCUGCCUGCUUGCCUGAGAAGGACUACAUUGUGCCGAAUAUGGCUGAGUGCCACGUGACCGGGUGGGGCGAAACCCAAGGCACUGGUGGGGAGGGCGUGCUGAAGCAGUCCGGUCUCCCUGUCAUCGAAAACAAAGUGUGCAACCGCCCUGCGUACCUCUCUGGACGAGUGAGGGACCACGAGAUGUGCGCGGGGUACAUCGAGGGAGGCACUGACAGCUGCCAGGGUGACAGCGGUGGUCCCCUGGUCUGCCAUUCGGAUAACACCUUCAUCUUACAGGGAGUGACAUCAUGGGGUCUGGGCUGCGGCAACCCCAUGAAGCCGGGGGUGUACACUAGAGUCUCAAAAUUCGUGGACUGGAUAGCAGAAGAGAUCAAGAAUAAUUCAUAACCCUGUCAUUCUCAUAUCAGUCGUUUUUGAAUACAAUAUUAUAAUGGUUAUAAAAGAAAUGAUAAAUACAUUUGAAAAGCCUUGGAGGCUGCUUCAUUGAGCUGCAUGCUGCAAUACCAUACAAGCUCUAGGUUGAAUCUAUUCAAGCUGGUGAAUAAAAUGAAAUAAUUGAUCCAACACUGUUGGGUUAAUGUUGGGGAAAAAAAUGGUUUCUUUUCUUUGUGUUGUAUUUUUGUACUAAUGACUGACAACAAGAGGGAGAUGGAGUUCAAAGCCUGGCUUCAAAAUACUGCAAAAGGGUAUAAAUUUCAUCGAAACUCGCAAAACCAACUUGUAUACGCUAUCAAUUUUGCACUAAUCAAUUCAGCGCAAGCUGAAGAAUCACAUUAACGUCUCCAUUCUCUUAUGCAGUCGUUUGCUGCCACAUAAUUGGCGGAUUAAAUAUUUGCAUUAACAAGCUGCUGCACAGGUCUACCUAAUAAAGUGAUCAAUGAGUGUGUAUACCAGGACUGACCAAGUAUACAUGUGUGUAUGUCUAUUGAGCUAAAGACAACACAAAGUUGA